Messenger RNA from Mya arenaria, 7054 nucleotides. RefSeq lists its product as uncharacterized. The transcript has 6 exons. The record is from RefSeq and is a predicted model, not a curated record. Gene Ontology annotation, biological process: polysaccharide biosynthetic process. NCBI's taxonomy places the organism in Eukaryota, Metazoa, Mollusca, Bivalvia, Myida, Myidae. The coding region runs from base 208 to 1533 and encodes 441 amino acids. Gene Ontology annotation, molecular function: pyridoxal phosphate binding; transaminase activity.
UUAAUAUUUUCUAAGUCGUAUCGACUAUAAUCAAUAUAGAUAAUAUCUAUUUAAAGCAAAGUUUAAUUAUCAUAGGAUUUCCGGAGCUCCUUAAUAAUUUCAUGUGACGUGUUAUAUACAUGUUGAUCAAACUAUUAAAGACAUCGAUAAAAGUAGAGGUGACACGUUCUCUGUGCUUAGGACAUUCUAAUUGUGAGAUUGUUUUCAAUGACAAGUGAUGCAGGGCAACAAAAAGGCAAACAGAUGGAUUCCAUUAUACCAUACUCCUGCAUCUUCAUUGAUGGGGACUGGAGGACAUUUUCAUCUGCAGCAUGGAAGUGUUUUAGCUGCCAAUCAAACAACAAAAAGGUUGUAACGGACCUACAAAAAAGAUGGACCAAUGUCAACAACACCAACAGCGUUUUGCCCUGCCUUUCUGUCCGAUCUGGCCUUGACCUUUACCUCAAGGUCAUGAACUUUGAAGCAGGGUCAGAGGUUAUUAUGUCAGCUAUAAACAUUCCAGAUAUGGUCACGGUUGUCAAACACCAUAAUUUAAAGGUGGUGCCAUGGGACAUCAGCAUUGAAACAACUGAGCCAAAACUUGAUCUCCUCCCCAGUCUUAUAACCAGCCAUACCGUCGCAAUCCUUGUUGCCCAUAUAUUUGGCAAAUGGUGCGAUAUGGACCCAAUCAUUGACGUUGCUCAAAGUUAUAAUCUGCCUGUGAUAGAAGACUGUGCCGAAAGUUUCUGUGGAUUUGAUGUAAUAGGAAAUCCACGUUCAGACCUGGUUUUGUUUAGUUUUGGAGUUAUAAAAUUCUCGACAGCUUUUGGCGGUGCAAUAGCAAAGAUCAAAGAUGAAAGUGUCUAUAAGAAGAUGCUGGAGGUUUAUGGAACAUACCGUGUGCAGGGCCAUGGGGAGUUUUUAAAAAAGAUAUUUAAGUAUUACCUAGUUUAUCUUAUACUCCUGCCAUUUUCAGAAAAAAUUCUUAUCUCUGCUGCCAGAUUUUUUGGUAUCGACCAUAAAGCAAUGGCUGUUCAAAUGCUCAGGGGGUUUCCCGAUCAAAUGACUCAGAGAAUCAAAAUGAGGCCAAGCUCUGCCCUCUUGCAAAUGCUCAGAGAGAGGCUGGAGGGUUUCAGCAAAUCAGAUUUCGAGACUGGGCAGGUGAAAGGGGACUAUGUGAGAAUGAGGCUGCCAGAGGAGGCACAGAUGGUGGGAAUGAAAGCUAUUAUCAACAACUAUUGGCUGUUUCCCAUACUUGUGGAGAGCCCAGACACAGUUCUUAGUGUGCUCAACGCCCUUGGGGUCGAUGCCUACCGAGGGGCCACACAGCUAAACAUCAUCGAACCAGAAACUUCCCCCAACUCCGAUGACCCCAUGACCCCGAUUGACCCUAGCUACCCGUCCGAGGCCCGAUACCUUAUAGACCACGUUGUGUACCUCCCAGUGAACAAGAAAGUGCCUUUCCAUGUUCUGAACAAGAUCUGCAAUGCAGUGAAAGAAGCCAUUAGAUUAAGCAAAGAUUCCCCAAAAGUACGCAUUCAGUCAAAACUGUGAUUGGUCGUAUUUUAAUGGCAUUGGUUACAUUUUUAACAAUGUAAUUGCUCAUGUGUAACCAUUAUGAUAACCAAAUACAUACAUUUAUUAAGGAUUUAUUAUUGUUCCCGGAGUUGAGAGUGGUAUUUAAUACCACAUCUCACGUUGUACCAUAUAUAGAAACAUGCAAAAAAUACAUUGAUAUCAACUCCACUUUCAUUCACAUUUGUCAUUAUGCCCCCCUUCAAAAAAAGGGGUUAUAUUGCUUUGCACAUGUUGGGCGGUCAUUCUGUAGUUUGUGGGUCCUUUGCAAGACCAAAGAUUGUCUGUGUAAUAACUCCACAAUUUCUGGACGUUGGUCAUCAAACUUGACAUGAAGGUUAGGCCUGACCAGUAGUUGAUCUCUUUUUAUUUUAGGGGUCAUCGGGUCAAAGGUCAAGGUCACAGUGACCUUGAAUGCUAAAAGGUUGUCUGAGUGAUAAUAGCCAAAAUGUCGCAUCCAUUGCCCUCGAACUUGACUUGGGGGUUGGGCCUGACCAGUAGAUGAGCCCUAUUGAUUUUAGGGGUCAUCGGGUCAAAGGUCACAGUGACUUUGAGUGCAAAAUGCUUGUCUGUGUGAUAACAUGACAAUGCCUGCACCCAUGGCCCAUGUGGGGCAUAAUGUUUGAGAAACAUCUCUUGUUUAAAUUGAUAACAAUGUGUUGCUCAGAUAGGGAGAUUAUUGUGACAUUAUAUUUUGUAUACCCAUCAAGUUGCCAUUCUACAAUGCUAAAUAGUGCUGCAUAUCUUUUUUUAUACUUCUGAUACACUGAACAAAUAUAUCACAUUGGAAUGGAAAAAAAAAAGAUCUGAUGCGAGACUCUGUUUUUUUGUCAAAUUAAACAUGGCUUAUCAUUCGGAUGCUGGUAAAAAAAGAUUAGGGCUUGUAGAUGUACUUGUCCAAAUUUUAUUUCCAAUAAAUCCAAACUCCAACCCAUAUUUCAUUACACAACAAAGAUGCUUGCCCAUCAUUCAUGAGUGCAUGUAUUUUCUUGUACCCAUACAUAAUCACAAUCAGAUGCGUAGCUGACACAAAUAGGCAGUUUUGUAAGGAAAUUUUGACAGGUCAAGGUAUUUGUCCCAAACCCCCGAAUUUGAAGUGAAAACUGAAGGGGGUUAGGGCAUGAAGGGGUUAAUAUGUUGUCCGGCGUUCUCAAAUUGGCCCUAGCUACGUGCCUGACAAUACGCAUACCGUAUCAUACCAAACUAUGCACCUCGAUGAACUGUAUUCCCACUUGUUGUAAUACUGGGCCCAUAUUUACUAACAUCUUAAGCCCAAGUUUGAGACUCCAACUUUGAAAAACAAAUUUUAAAACUCUCUUAAUUAAAAUACGAUUUGUCAAAAUAUCUUAUUUCAACAUAUAUAUGCAGCAGUUUUUGUUGACCCUGCUCUUUAAAUGGCAAUUUUACAGAAUAUUGGCCCAGCAUUUUGUGAUAACAAAAUUUACUGAUAAUUUAUUGCAAUGUUAAAGUGCUAUUUGUUGUAUUAUGAUAUUUAUUGAAUGCUUGCAGAAUAAAAAAACUGUGCAUGUAUAUACUGGCUCUGAAAUAACCAACAGACAGUUGUUACAUAUAAAACCAGUCAAGUUUUCAAUUUGGUUAAUGUUAUCGUAACUGUUUAUUGAUUGGUCAAUAUUUAUGCAAUAAUAACUAAUAGCCAUUCAAAUUGUUUUAGUGAGUCAACUAGCCAAAAGAUAGGCUGUAAAGAAAUAGUAAGUUUUAAGAUGGCUUUGUAAAAAAAAUGUCACAAGCUUUGGGGAAGUACCACUUGGUAUCACAGUUACAUUUAUGUGUCAAAAUAUUAAAUUAUGUGUCAGAUAUUUCAGUAAUGCAACAAAUAAUUCCUUUUUGUGACAAAUAAUUCAGUAAUGUAUCAAAUAAUUCAGCUAUGUGUCAAAUAAUUCAGUUGUGUGUCAAAUAAUUCAGUUGUUUGUCAAAUAAUUCAGUCAUGUGUCAAAUAAUUCAGUUAUGUGUCAAAUAAUUCAGUUGUUUGUCAAAUAAUUCAGUCAUGUGUCAAAUAAUUCAGUCAUGUGUCAAAUAAUUCAGUUGAUUGUCAAAUAAUUCAGUCAUGUGUCAAAUAAUUCAGUUAUGUGUCAAAUAAUUCAGUUGUUUGUCAAAUAAUUCAGUUAUGUGUCAAAUAAUUCAGUUAUGUGUCAUAUAAUUCAGUUGUUUGUCAAAUAAUUCAGUUAUGUGUCAAAUAAUUCAGUUGUUUGUCAAAUAAUUCAGUUAUGUGUCAAAUAAUUCAGUUAUGUGUCAUAUAAUUCAGUUGUUUGUCAAAUAAUUCAGUAAUGUGUCAAAUUAUUCAGUUAUAUGUUAUUGUACAAAAGUUGGGAGUGGUCUAGUGGUUCAAGUCCGGCCUCUCAUCAAGUGAUGCAAGUUCAAGUCUAGAUAACAUUUCAUGGCCUAGCUAAAUGACUGAAUGGCAUAAAGAUUGAAUGAAGAUUCAUUAGAUCAAAAUUUAUCGUAAAAUAUACAUGUUCACUCAACUUGAGUCUCAAGAGGCUUUUAGAUAUUAUAUUGUCUGACCCUUAGUUGUGAAAAUAAAUGUUUCUCAAAUGUAAGAUGUUAUAAUAUUGUGAUAAUGCUGGAGGAAAUAAUUGAGAAGUUAUAGAUUCAAGUUCAUAAUAUUUUCUGGUACAUCGUGGGCACUUCACUCAAAAUAAAAAACUUGUAAUAUAUUUCAGGAAGAAAAUUUAGACUUUAUUGAUAUUUGACGAAGCAUGCAUAUGACUACGCAACCAUCAUUGUUUUUGUUUGUAUUGCCAUUUUUGUCAGGUAACCUAGUCAGUAUUCUUUGACUACAUCUUCCUUUUAUUAGUACCAGUAGUCUUUUUUUUUCAGAUAAAAAAAGUCUAGGUAUUGGGAUAGCCUUGGUGUUUUGUUGGUAGCGACAGCUAUUGUUAUUUUGUCCCCGCCCUGUGAGUGCUGAGAUUUAAUUUUGAAAGUGAGACGGGGCUAAAUUUUCAAAACAGUGAAAAAUAAACAAUUUGUUAUUUCUCUAUUUAAAACAGUGGAGUAUCAUUUUUAGUUCAGUGUUAAACCUCUAUAAAUCACUGAAAAGCAUAUAGUAGAUUUAAUGUAGUACACAGAUUGCCAGAGGCAACACUCACAUGUACAAUGAAUCCCAGUAUAAAGAUGCUUGGGCCAUAUUCAAUAAGCAACUUAGAUUGAACUUAAAUCUAAGUUUAGGAACUAAGAGAUUUGAUUAGUCUGAAUAUUUAGCUGACCAAUAGGCUGAAUGAAAUCACUGAGGCAUGUCUAAUGAUAAGGAUAAGAUCAGUAUUGAAUACUGGCCCUGGCCUAAAUAAUUGUUGAAUGCAACUUUUUUUACUUAAAAAAACAGACGAGCGUUCUCUUUUGCUCUGUUGCACCCUUGUCAUUUCCAUAUAAGACUGCCGGAAACAAGAAACGUUUACUGGUACAAAUAAUUAUGUCAACAUAUGUAUUCAGUGCUUUUAUCCUUAUUUGUGUUGCUUUUGAAUUUUAAAGAUAAUUAUUUGUUAUGUUAAUAACAUAAUAUGACGUCUUUGUGUAUUCAAUUGGACUAUUUCUUAAACCCUGGCAUCUGUACACUGUACACUUUAAUAAUAGCGUUUUCACAAGGAUUUUCAGCUGGUGUUCCUUGGACCUUCAAUGUUGACAAAAUAGGGCUCUCUGGUAACUUAGUAGGCUCCUCAUAUGAUGUUGAUAUUCCACAAACAAUUAUUUUAGGAGUCCAACAGAUGCACAGUAAGCUGGAAAUGAGGGUCCUUGCAAGAAAAUUGAGUCUCUCUUAGAGACUCAUGGCCCGUGAUUACGAACAGUCUCAAGUCUGAGUUCAGACACAGACUCAGAAAAGCACUUACAUUAUAUUACAAAGAUACAUUUUUUCCAUUGAAAUUAAUAUUAGCUUCAUAAAGUAGAAACAUUCAGCAAAUCUUAUCAUAUUAAUUACUCACCUAGAAGGCAAGUUACAAUGUAAUUGGCCACUUGAGUCUGAACUCAGACUUGAGACUAUUUGUAGCCAUGGUCCCAGGAGUUAGUGUUCAAACAUUUUAAGUAUUAAAUAUAAACAAAAGAUGCAAAUUUUAUUUCCAUUAUUUUAAUUGACCUUGCAUACAAUUUUUAAGGCAGAUGUAUUGGCAGACCUUAAGCCUUGGAAAUAAAAUAAUCAAGUUAAAAUAUGUUUCCUCAUGUAAAGGGCAACCAAAUAACUCUUCGCAUUAGAUCAUAAAUGUUUAAAAAGUUCAAACGCCCUUUGUGUAUUGGACCAUUUUGUGUAUUGUAUGGCGUACAAGCCCGGUUUUAGAUAUAGCCAUUAAAUGGUUCAUGUCUUUGUGCUACAUAUUCGAUUGGAUUGAUAUUUUUGUGAAGUGCUUUAAUAUUUUAUGGAGAAAACAUUUUAAUGAUUACAUUGAGAUUUUUUUUGUGAAGAGCUUUUAUGUUUUUUGGAGCAAACAUUUUAACGAUAAUAUUCAUUUACACCAUGAAAACUGUGAGCUUUAAGUGAUAUUCGUAUUUAUUAUAUAAAUAAAACAUCUACCGGUAUACUCAAGAAAAUUCAUCUAACUUUAUCAUCAGACAUUUACUUUUAAUAAUUUUUUGCAUUAAUGAUUUAAUCUCAUUGGCUUUAAGUGAUCAAAAUAAUUAUGACAGCUGAAAAUUUUUACAUUUCGUUUUUGAGGAAUCUCAAAAUCUUUGAGAUUUACCUUGCUUUAUUCUCUUUGCACACAUGUUUUCUUUUAUAUUAUGAUUCUUAAGUUAUGUAUGAUGCAAGUGUAUUUUCAUUUAAUUGGAUAAGUUUAAUAAAAAAAAUUGGCUUUUGAAUGACAACUUUCAUUGGCUUGUAUUAUUUAAAACUAUUAUGGAACAACCAAUAAUUCCAGUCUCUUUCAUGUUGUCUUGGACAGACUUUUAUGCAAUAUAUACUUAAAGGUAUUUACCACUCAUCAUAAGGAUGCAAAGAUGUGUUCGUGCAUUUACUAAGAUAUUAUUUAUCAAGAUUAUCUCUUUAAUUUAUAUUGAAUAACCAUUAUAUUAUUUUUGCAUGCAUUACAGUUUUGAAUAACACCAAAGUGGCGCUACUAUUAUGAUUUGAUACAGUAAAUUUUUUUGGUGCAAUUUACUGCCUUCUAAAGGCUGGUUUCCCCUUGCGGAAAAACUGUCAAUUUUUCCCGAAAUUUUAUUAUUUUUUCCCAAUUUGAUAAAUGCAGAUUACAUUAAUGAAUAAAAAAGCAAUGAAUUUCUUGAAAUAUAAACAAAAUUUUGACAAGACUUACUCUUUCACAGCAUAAUGUAUGCAUAAAAAAGUUAAAACAUGUAUAUUUUCCAUUAUAUUAGCUAUUUUUGGCCUGAUUUUGUAUUUUUCCCAAAGUCGAUUUUUUUCCCAUUUGCAAGGCACAGGCAGUAAAAAUAAUUAAAAAAAAUCUCUGUGAUAUAUUAACUGGAGGUAAUAUAACAAAAUUUUACUAUUAUUAUAAAGCAAUUUUAUUAAUUUUUCGGCUUAAUUAUCAUAAUGCCUAAU